Molecule: messenger RNA, 1571 nt
Organism: Phlebotomus papatasi
Lineage: Eukaryota; Metazoa; Arthropoda; Insecta; Diptera; Psychodidae
Gene: Rab40
Product: ras-related protein Rab-40C
Exons: 3
Coding region: 418-1260 (280 amino acids)
Biological process (GO): protein localization to plasma membrane; intracellular signal transduction
Cellular component (GO): plasma membrane; endosome; synaptic vesicle
Molecular function (GO): GTP binding; GTPase activity
Source: RefSeq, a predicted model, not a curated record
CAUUUUUAGUACUCGCUUUCAGUCAUGUCUGACAUUUUCGAGUGAUUUUUAUUGCGAUUUUUAGUUUUUAUCGCAAAAACGAUAAAAAUACGGAGUUUUAAGCAAUAGCAAUAGCGAAGAAAGCCUAAAAAGUGCCCCAAGUAUCCAUUUGCAAUUGAAUUUGUGCGACCCAGUGGCCGCAGAACGGGAAAUCCGGUUGAAAGUACCAAACGCGAUACCUCCCUUUGGUGGCCAGUUUUGGGGUCCUUGUGCGUUUGCUGCGCAAAAAAGACGCGAAUACUGCCCAGUGCCAUACGCACAUCAUCUGUGUCGCGGGGAAUUGCGUGAAAAUUGGCCAAAUAGAUGGAUAGAAGUAGUUGUGGAGUGCGAGAGGCGAGAUUCUAGUGAGAAAGACGCUCUGCCCCCAAGAACUGUCAUAUGGAACAAAUGAGAAUGGCUAAGGAUUACGACUAUCUGCUGAAAGUGCUGCUGGUCGGGGACAGUGAUGUGGGAAAACAUGAGAUUAUCUCAGGCCUGGAGGAUGGUUCAUCUGAGAGCCCCUUCUGCAGUGGAAGCGGUAAGAAAUUUUCAAGAUUUCCUCAAAAUUUACAGAUUAGCAGCUACCCUUUCCAACCCGUUGCAGCCUACAAAACAACUACGAUCCUUCUGGAUGGGAAACGGGUGAAGCUGCAGCUUUGGGAGACAUCCGGUCAGGGUAGGUUUUCCACCAUCAUUCGGUCGUACUCUCGCGGUGCCCAGGGCAUCAUUCUGGUGUACGAUAUUACAAACAAAUGGAGCUUCGACGGUAUCGGUCGUUGGCUGAAGGAAGUGGAGGAGCAUGCACCAGGAGUACCCAAGGUACUUGUGGGCAAUCGACUCCACCUGGCCUUCAAGCGACAAGUGGCAGCAAAGCAGGCGGAAUUGUAUGCGUCUCGCCAUAAAAUGGCAUGUUUCGAGAUCUCACCACUAUGUGACUUCAAUAUUCGUGAAUCUUUCUGUGAAUUGGCAAGGAUGGCACUCCAUCGGAAUGGUAUGGAGAGGAUUUGGAGAUCCAACAAAGUGCUCUCUCUUCAGGAAUUGUGCUGCCGAACAAUCGUCCGACGGACAUCCGUUUAUGCAAUUGACACACUACCUCUGCCACCGACUGUAAAGUCCCAUCUCAAGUCCUAUGCUCUCACCUCAUCCCAGUGCAUCAACACGCUCAUGAACAACUCAAAGAAUCGACGCGUGAAGACGCCAACACAGACCAACAGUACAAGGAACAGUUGCUGCAUAUCCUGAGGUGUUUCCCGUUCAUCAAAAUGGAAAACAAUCUCAGGCAAUGUGUGCUGCUGGGCAACAACAACAACAAAAUGUUAUAUAGGUAUGCUAGUGUAGGAAGUGUGUGAGAUACUGAAUUGAAUUGAGUGUGGAUUAUUGAAAGAAAGAAAGAAAAAAAGUAGAGAAAGAAAAAAAUGGAAUGUGAGAUAAUAAGAAACAUUACAACUCAAUUUAUUCUCAGUUUUUCUUAUUUUAGAGACACAAUAAUAACGAGAAAAGAGCAUAUUUUUGUAUAAUUAGAUUAAAGACAAAUAAAAUUGUUUUUAAAAAAA